AAACAUGUACUCAUCUUUGUUUUCAGCUGGAGAAAAUGUUUAGUCCUUCAUGGCAUACCAAACUGCUGUUGUUCCUCUUCAUAGCGCAAAUGUCUGCAAAAGAUGAGUUCAAGAAAGAUGAAGAUUUCACACGAGCUCUAGUCCCAACCUCAACUGCAUCUGCAGAAGAACUUGGUACUGAUAAUGUGGACCUUUCAUCUGAAAGCUCCACGUUGAAGUCGACAUCUCUACGUCUAUUUGACACCUUCCCAACGGUGCCUCCAUUUGAAGAUAAUGGAAACUUUACUGUCGAUUCAGCCGAGUUCCUGUUUAAUUGCUGCGAUUGCUGCCCGCCCAUACCAGGACAAAAGGGAGACCCGGGAGAGUCAGGAAAAGCAGGACCAUCAGGUGAAAAAGGAGAUCAAGGGGUAGAGGGCUUGCCUGGGGCUACAGGGUCACCUGGCAUAAAAGGUUCUGAGGGAGAAAGAGGACCUAAAGGAGACCGUGGUCUGGAUGGAUUUGAUGGGCUUCCAGGAUUUAUAGGAAAACCAGGGGAGAAAGGUGAGCAAGGAACAAAAGGCGAUAAAGGAAACAUUGGCUUCCCCGGAAUUAAAGGGGAUAAAGGAGACAAAGGAGGUCUCUGUGAAAACGGAACCAAAGGAGAUAAGGGGGACCAAGGUGAAGUGGGCAAAAUGGGGCUAACUGGAGAAAAAGGUGAGAAGGGUGGGAGAGGAGAUAUGGGAGAGAAAGGCGACUGUGGGGAUGAUGGCGAGAAGGGAAGUCGAGGAGAAGCUGGUUUACAAGGUGAGAAGGGUGACAAAGGAGAAAACGGGGAGCCGGGGACUGAUGGCAUGAAAGGAAACGAUGGAAUUGGUGGAGAGAAGGGAGAUCAGGGACUAAAGGGAGACAAAGGUGAGCGAGGAUUACAGGGGCUGAAAGGAUUAGUGGGACCAAAGGGAAGAGACGGUGGAAGAGGUCUGCGUGGGAGAAAAGGUGGUCCUGGACCAAAGGGUGCGCCAGGACAAAAGGGCAAGGAUACAAAGAUCACGCCAUCCGCAUUUAGUGUAGGAUUGUUGCCGAAUAAGUCCUUCCCUCCAGUCGGCACGCCAAUAAAAUUUGAGAAGAUUUUCUACAAUGACCAGGAUGCCUACAACCCAGAAACUGGAAAGUUUCACUGCAGUAUUGGUGGGGUUUACCUCUUUUCCUAUCAUUUGACGGUGAGAAGUAGGCCGAUAAGGGUUAGCCUGGUGAGAAAUGGCACUCGGGUCCUGAAGAGCAGAGAUGCAAUAUUUGGACAAGAUAUAGACCAGGCUUCUGGCAUGACAAUUCUCAAGUUGCAACCCAGCGAUGAGAUCUGGCUGAUGAUAACCCGGGAGUGGAAUGGUGUGUUUGCCAGCAACGAUGAUGAUAGCACAUUCACAGGAUUCAUUUUGUAUCAAGCCUAGACUAUA
Messenger RNA from Leucoraja erinaceus (little skate), 1430 nucleotides. RefSeq names its product otolin 1b (gene otol1b). The transcript is spliced from 4 exons. The coding region runs from base 36 to 1424 and encodes 462 amino acids. NCBI's taxonomy places the organism in Eukaryota, Metazoa, Chordata, Chondrichthyes, Rajiformes, Rajidae. Gene Ontology annotation, molecular function: protein binding. The record is from RefSeq and is a predicted model, not a curated record.